AUGGCUGAAGACGAGGCUUCGACCAGUCGGGCGGAACUCUGUGCGCGUUUGGACAAAGUUCUGAGCGCCGGGUCGGAAUACAAAAUCCACCAUCUCUCGACUCCGCCAACAAAGUCAGACGCCUUGUUCGCUGCUCCGCCAGGCCAGAGGCCCCAGCGCACCCAUUGCGAAUCCCAUUUCUUGACUCUUUCGAUUGCAUCGCCGACAUCUCCAUCUUCAUCUUCAUCCUCUAUUCCGACAUCCUCCCAGACUCGAGGCGGCCAUGUCUUUGUCUACGCCAUUGAGAUACUUGUCUACACGACUGCUUCCUUAACCACGCUAUUCGUCUCAAAAGCCGACUCGACAGGCUACCUCAACCUGAAAUCCGCUCAACCGCGCCAGUCGCCCAUCCGUCCCGUCACUUCGACCUUCAUAACCUGGCUCGCCGAGACCAGACAGAGACCCGCCAUCCCUCUCGUAGUCUCACUCUUCGCCAGAGCCCAAGACCAAUACCUCUUUCCAGGCAGUGUCGACCAUGGCGCAAAGCAUGUCUUGGACGAUAGACAACUCGUCAAGUGGUGGUGCAAGACUCUCGACCCUGUCCUGAGAUACCCGACCACCGACGACAACUACACCACCCGCGCCCACGUCAUCGUACCCGGCUUCGAUCACCACGAGACGACCCAAUUCUUCCCAACCUCACACCGCUCCGAUCCAGUCGACAACCGAAGAUGGCAACAUGGCCAUCCACUCCUCGAAAUCGCUCCCAAUCCGUCUGCACCGCCUCGAUGCCUCGUACCGCACUUCCCCGACGACCCCAAAGCCCGUUACCUUGAUGAACUCGAUGCCGAAAUACCCGAUUCGCAACCUUCCCAGACUUUGUUCUCGCCCUCUAAGAAAGGCAGUGGCAUGUGGAAGAGCAUCAGGACUUUGGAUCAAUUCUGGGAUACAAUGGCCUUCAGACAAGAGUGUUGUGCUGGACGAAUGGUUGGCUUCAUCUGGCUAGUCUUCAAACCCACGCGCCCUUCCAUACAGUCGCUCGAGGACUCUGUGACGAAUCUUAAUCCAGCGACAUCGUUCAAUGCAGAUGAGUUGCUUGGAGCAUACCUGAUUCCUUCUAGUCAAGAGAGCGUCGGCCAAGCCACAGAAGCCACCAAGUCGAGUCCAAGAAAGAAGUCGUCGCGGAGGAAGAAGCUCUCGGGCCCAAUCGUUCCUCGUCAGCCAAAGAUAAAGUCGUCUUCAUCAAACAUGUCCUCUCGCUCCGACAAGACGAUCAGUAAAGAGUGGCCAGAGACGGGCCGUGGUCAAAUCGUGCUUGAACACUCCGCAUACACCAGAGUCCACGACCUACUGUUACGGCUCGACUUUUCCGACGCAGAUGCAGCUACUAGCAGCACUCGCAAAUGGUUGACAGAGGUUACAGCCAUCACUAUCCCGACUGCGGACUGGGGCACCGGCAUCACGGGCUCGCUUCCGAUGAUGAAUCAACAACAAUCUGUCGAUGGCGUCGUGGCACCCGCAUCUGGUCAAGUCAACGAUUUGUCUGGCAUGCUCAUCCGCAAGAAGAGAAAGAAUGCAGAUGAUCAAACUCAACCAUCAGCCGCUGUGGAUGCACCAGCCGUGAAUGUAUUGAGUGCUUCAAUGAUCAGAAAGAAACCAAAGGUCAGCAAUCCUUGA
Molecule: messenger RNA, 1656 nt
Organism: Aureobasidium pullulans EXF-150
Lineage: Eukaryota; Fungi; Ascomycota; Dothideomycetes; Dothideales; Saccotheciaceae
Exons: 1
Coding region: 1-1656 (551 amino acids)
Biological process (GO): DNA damage response
Cellular component (GO): nucleus
Molecular function (GO): histone H3K56 acetyltransferase activity
Source: RefSeq, a predicted model, not a curated record